This is a messenger RNA of Torulaspora globosa, 786 nucleotides long. It is a transcript of the gene RSM25, whose product is annotated as mitochondrial 37S ribosomal protein mS23. The transcript has a single exon. NCBI's taxonomy places the organism in Eukaryota, Fungi, Ascomycota, Saccharomycetes, Saccharomycetales, Saccharomycetaceae. The coding region runs from base 1 to 786 and encodes 261 amino acids. The record is from RefSeq and is a predicted model, not a curated record. Gene Ontology annotation, cellular component: mitochondrial small ribosomal subunit. Gene Ontology annotation, molecular function: structural constituent of ribosome.
AUGAAAAUACAGACCAAUGCCGUCAAUGUUCUAGAACGAACAUCAGCUUAUUUGAGAUCGGGUUUGCUCAAGAAUACGCCGGCUUGGUACGAUGUGGUGGCAUCUGUUCCACCUAGAACUAGGUUUGCUCGUGAGCCAAGGCUUUUGAACCCAUCAAACAUGAAGAAAUUGACCGAACUGAGGGAACAGAUGGGAGAGCUCAACGGAAAGGGGCUGUACAAGACGAGAGCAAGCAGUUUGGAUCGGAAGAUUAACACGAGCAAGCUUUACAGGGCUCCGAAAUUACAAUUUUUCGAGGACCAGCUGAGAGAGGUGUUUUAUCAACAGCACCCAUGGGAGUUCUCGAGACCUAAGAUGCUUGUGGAAAAUGACGCUGAGGAAGAGUAUGAUUGGAGCCGUAUUCAACAGCUAGGGAAACCGUUGGACGGCGAAAGCGUGGUCCAAAGGACUUUAUAUUUGCUGAAGGAGAGUCCGGGCAAAAGCGUAGUGGAGGCAUACGACCAAGCGAGGUUCGAGUUUUAUCGUCUAAGGAUGCAGCAAGAAGUGGAGCAACAGGUGGCCCAGGAAGAAUGCGAGAUGUUUGGCUCUGUGUACGGUACUUCAGCCAUCGACUUUGGUGUCGAGCAGGAGCAGAAAGUCAUCGACGUGUGGAAGCAAAAGGCAUUGGAGGAGACCGAUCUGCUGGCGGCGAGACGCGCAAACCCAUCGGAAACAUGGGCAGCAGCGGAGGAUGAGGAAGGUAAGAAGGGCCCUGAGGAUCAGAACACGGAAGAGAUUGUCCUAUGA